AUGUCAGGGGGUUUGGAAGCGUUUGCCCUUCGGGAAGAAGAUGUAAUGAAGAUGCUUGCUUGCCAGACUCAUUUAGGAGCUGGUAACUGUGAUUUUCAGAUGGAACAAUACGUCUUUAAACGGAGGAAUGAUGGAACACACAUUAUCAACUUGAGGAAAACAUGGGAGAAACUGUUGCUAGCAGCUCGAGCGAUUGCUGCAAUAGAAAAUCCUGCCGAUGUUUGUGUAGUGUCAGCACGUCCGUAUGCGCAACGAGCUCUUUUAAAAUUUGCAGCUCAUACAGGUGCAACUCCAAUUUUUGGUCGAUUCACUCCCGGCUGUUUGACCAAUCAGAUUCAAGCUCAGUUCAAGGAACCACGUUUAUUAGUAGUUUCUGAUCCGCGAGUUGAUCAUCAGGCUGUGAACGAAGCAUCGUAUGUUGGAGUUCCGGUCAUCAGUUUUUGCAAUACUGAUUCGCCAUUGAAAUUUGUCGAUGUUGCCAUUCCCUGCAACAAUAAGGGUGCACAAUCUAUUGGGUUGACUUGGUGGAUGUUGGCUCGCGAGGUUCUUUUAAUCAAAGGGAAGAUGACCCGUGAAACUGGUUUUGUUCUUGAGGGCAAGGCAAUCAUGCCGGAUCUCUACUUUUAUCGUGAUGCUGAGGAUCAAGAUAAAGAAGAAGCUGCAGAAAUUCGCGAUGGGAAGGAAGCUUGGCCACCACAACAAGCAGUUGAUGCUAAACUGGAUGACGCAGCUGCAGAGUCUGUACCGCAAAAAAUAGACUUUACUACAGUUCCAGAAGUAGUUGACUGGGCAGCUGAAACGGCUAGUUACGAUAGGACAGCUCAAGGUGAUGCCCCACAAGCCAGCGAAUGGGCUAGCCAGGAUGCAGGAGCCAACUGGUAG
Messenger RNA from Enterobius vermicularis (human pinworm), 882 nucleotides. Lineage: Eukaryota; Metazoa; Nematoda; Chromadorea; Rhabditida; Oxyuridae. The record is from the annotation of a GenBank genome assembly.